AUGGCACGCAGGAAGCCGAUGAUGGCCCGAAGCUCGCCGGCUAAAGAGCGGAAGCCGGAGAAAAAGCAGAGCAAUGCCGAACGGUCGGCUUACUUCGCCCGGAGAGAAGCCGCCAAGGUGCUGCGCAGCACGCUCCAGGGCGACGCUCGGCGCCGAGCCGUCGGCUCAAUCAAGUCGCUCGUCUACAGCCCCUCCGUCCGGAACAAAAAGGCUACCUUUGCCCUGGUUUGCCAAACACUCAAGCAUCUAUCGGUUAUUAAAGAUGUUUUGGAGGAGGCAAAUGUUCUAAGUGGCAAGUGGAAGAAGCAGAUGGAAUUGAUGUAUAUCAUCACGUAUGAUCUACUAUUUGGCCAGGAAGCUUCGUUAACUGGUGAUGCUGAAAAGUAUCUUACGCUAAAGGAAAAUGCGUUGCGAUCAGCUCUAUCGCAAAUUUUAGGUCGCAAGGGAGUGAAAAAUGUCGGAGAUUUGGUCGCUCACAAUAAAUUUUCUGAAUCGCAAAAACCUCGUUAUGUUCGUGUAAAUACACUAAAGAUAGACAUGGAAAAUGCAAUACGUGAACUACAACAGGAAUAUGAGGUCCAUAAGGAUGACAUGGUGCCAGAUUUAUUAGUCCUCCCACCAGGUGCUGAUUUACACAAGCAUCCUCUGGUCAUGAAUGGAAGUAUUUUCUUGCAGGGAAAAGCAAGCUCUAUGGCUGCUGUAGCUCUUGCACCUAAACCUGGAUGGGAGGUCAUUGACGCUUGUGCAGCACCUGGAAACAAAACUGUCCACCUUGCUUCUCUCAUGAAAGGAGAGGGAAAAAUUGUAGCUUGUGAGCUCAACAAGGAAAGGGUUAAGCGCCUGAAAUAUAAUGUAGAACUUGCUGGGGCCACAAAUGUGGUAGUUAGGCAUGACGACUUCUUAAAUCUUGAACCCACAGAUCCAUCAUAUUCAAAGGUCCGGGGUAUACUUUUAGAUCCAUCAUGUUCCGGGUCAGGGACAGCCUUUGACAGAUUAGAUCAUUUGCUCCCAUCCCACAAUGCAGUAAACACGGAUCAUGCUGACGAGACGCGCCUCCAGAAGCUUGCUGGCUUUCAGAAGAAGGUUCUAGAACAUGCGUUAUCCUUUCCAGGAGUCGAGAGAAUCGUGUAUAGCACGUGCUCGAUUCAUCAAACCGAGAAUGAAGAUGUCGUUAAAUCCGUUAUGGAACUUGCUUCCUCUCGUGGGUUCCGAUUGGAAACGCCUUUUCCUCAGUGGCCCCGCCGUGGUCUCCCAGUUUUUGAUGGAUCUCAACAUUUGCUUCGGACAGAUCUAACAGCAGACAAAGAAGGCUUCUUCAUAGCUCUCUUUGUUCGGAAAAGAACUCCUCAGCCGUCGGACAGUGACCAAGAAAGUGUUGAAAACCCUGCAAAGCUCUGUCGGUAUAGAAAGCAUUUCAACAUUUUUGUAGCCAAAAUGUUUAAAUUAUACCCAUACACUCAUUUCAAGCACCACUCAAGAAAGCAAUAG
This is a messenger RNA of Striga hermonthica, 1488 nucleotides long. The record is from the annotation of a GenBank genome assembly. Lineage: Eukaryota; Viridiplantae; Streptophyta; Magnoliopsida; Lamiales; Orobanchaceae.